Messenger RNA from Diatraea saccharalis (sugarcane borer), 3576 nucleotides. Lineage: Eukaryota; Metazoa; Arthropoda; Insecta; Lepidoptera; Crambidae. The record is from the annotation of a GenBank genome assembly.
AUGGCGGAAAUAGUGUACCCGCAAGGCUGCCGACCGAUUACCGAUGACCUCGGUCCUGAUGAAUUGGUGCGAAGGCUCAAGGUACUGGCUCAUACCCUUCAAGGUCUGGGCCAGGAUGAGGGCAUGUACCAACAGUACAUACCGCUGGCGUUGCACCUGGCCGACGAGUUUUUCCUAACUCACCCGUCGAGGGACGUCCAGCUGUUGAUAGCGUGCUGCAUCGCCGAUGUGCUCAGGGUUUAUGCACCCGAGGCACCUUACAAAGACCAGGAACAGGUGAAGACUAUAUUCCUGUUCCUGAUAAGACAGCUGCAAGGGCUCCGGGAUCCGAAGGAUCCGGCGUUCAAGCGCUAUUUCUACUUGUUAGAGAACUUGGCUUACGUGAAAUCUUUCAACAUGUGCUUCGAGUUGGAGGACUGCCAGGAGAUAUUCUGUGCACUCUUCUCUCUCAUGUUCAGGAUUGUAAACACGGAACAUUCAACUAAAGUCAAGUCCUUCAUGCUUGACGUCCUCUGCCCAUUGAUCACGGAAUCUGACGUGGUCUCCAACGAGCUUCUUAACGUGAUCCUCAUGAACUUGGUGGAGCCGAACAAGCGAGAUCACAAGCACGCGUAUGCGCUAGCCAAGGAGCUCAUUGUUAAGACAAACGAGACUCUUGAACCUUAUAUACAAGGGUUUUUCAAUCACGUCCUAAUACUUGGCAAAGAAGAAAAGAACCUCUUGAUAUUCUCGAAAGUGUUUGAGCUUAUAUACGAAUUGUACCAAUGUUGCCCGUCGCUGUUACUGUCAGUGUUGCCACAACUAGAAUGCAAAUUGAAGUCCGCGCAGUUCCAAGAGAGGCUUAGCGGAGUGGCACUCUUAGCUAGGAUGUUCUCUGAACCCGGAUCGGAAUUAGCCAAGCAAUAUCCGGCUUUAUGGCGUGCGUUUUUAGGUCGAUUCAACGAUAUAUCAGUUCCGAUCAGAAUUAAAUGCGUUCAAUACUGCAUGCAUUUCCUUGUUCACCACCCGGAUUUGAGGAAAGAUAUAACGGAGACUUUAAAGAUGAGGCAGCACGAUGCGCAUGAGCAAGUGCGCUACGAAGUAGUCAUGGCUAUCAUUGCAACGGCUCAAAGAGAUUUCCAAGCUGUAGCUGAAUCGGAAGAUCUACUACAUUUCGUAAGAGAAAGAACUCUCGAUAAAAAGUUUAAAAUAAGAAAAGAGGCUAUGUCUGGUCUCGCUAUGAUAUACAAAAAGUUUUUAACAGAAGAAUCUGUACCACCGGCCACUGAGAAAGCAGUGCAAUGGAUCAAAGACAAAAUCCUUCAUGGUUAUUACAUGACCGCGUUAGAAGACAGAUUACUUGUCGAGAGAUUAUUAAAUACAUCUCUUGUACCAUAUACUCUUCCAGCGCCGGUUCGCAUGAAGAAGUUAUAUUACCUCAUGUCUAACAUUGAUGAUAACGCGACCAAAGCGUUCAUAGAACUACAGAAACAUCAGUUGGCGGUACGUCGCACUGUAGCUGAAUGGGUGGAGUUACAUAGGAAACCGCCCACGCCCGCUGUCCAAAAGGAAAUGAUCGCUAAAGUGUUACACAUAAGUUCGAAAUUCCUGCCCGAAUCGGUGAAGGCUCAGGAGUUUCUGAACAAGUUCUCGCAACAUAUGAAACAGGCGCCUGAGUUGUUACAGGGAAUGGAAACUAUACUCAAUCCGAAUGUAAGCUGUGAAGUCUGUGUGCGCACAACAUCCAGCGUACUGAAGAGAUUGGGCCAGCCUGUUAUGACGAAUUUAUAUUACAAUACAGUUAAGAUGCUACUGGAGCGAGUGAGUUCAGUUAUGAUUGAUCACGAAUCACUACUCAUACUGGUCGGGUAUGUGGAGUCGGCAGUUAAGGGUGCGGACACCGCUAUUGCUGAAGAGUGUGGUAUCGAUAUGGACAAAUGUGCGGAGCGCGGUCUCAAGUUGCUGGUGAUGCUUUCGUUCGUGUUCCCCGCCCACUUCCUGCACGAGGACGUGUUGAGCCGUCUGACGUCAUUGCUGGAGAUGGACGACGAAGCCAUCGCGCCCCAUAUACUCGCCGCGCUCACCUUCCUAGGAAAAUAUCGACCGCUCAGUGAAGUGUGCCCGACGCUAUUCCCAAGACUGAUCACACUAUGUAAGGCGUAUGCUGAAGUUGGUACACCGAAACAGGCCAAAAAUGCUGUCAGAUGUCUAUUCGUAAACGUCCCGGAUCAACGCACGCAAAUCUUCACUGAGAUCCUGGAGACUCUGAAGGCGACGCUCAGUCCCUCAUCUGAACAUUACCGCACCGCGAUAGUGACCCUCGGUCACAUCGCACACAAUCUACCAGACAACUUUCCUGUUCACAUCAAGAAUAUAGUGUCGCGGAAGAUCGUGAAAGAGCUUCUGGUUCGCGAGGGUGGCGGAGGUCCUAACGCUCCUGAUGGUGAAUGGUGUUCCGAAGAAGAAUUGCCUGAAGAGACCCGUUGCAAGUUGGAGGGGCUCAAAUGUAUGGCACGAUGGCUACUUGGGCUCAAACGAGAUGAACUAUCCGCUCAGAAAACAUUCCGGAUGCUGAACGCUUUCAUAGUGCACAAGGGAGAUCUGUUACAGCAAAAUCAAGUAUCAAAAGCGGAGAUGGCACACUUACGCCUAGCUGCGGGCGCGGCGAUGCUAAAGAUAUGCGAGCAGAAGGGCGUCGGGGAUCAGUUCACGGCCGACCAGUUCUACAAUCUGUCACAUCUCAUGAUUGAUGAUGUACCACAAGUGAGAGAAGCGUUUGCAGCGAAACUACAUAAAGGAUUAUCAAAGGGUAUACCCAACAAGUGUUUGCCCCUGGACUUCAUGGGCAUGUACGCGUUGGCGGGCCGCGAGCCGGACCGGCGCAUCCGCGCGCUCGUGCGCCAGUACAUGCUCGCCGACGUGGUCAGGAGGCGCGAGUACAUACGGACCAUCACGGUCGGCACUAAAGUCGAACGUGCGCUCAGCCAGUUGCCACACAUCUUACCUGACUACAUGCUUGUGUUCGCUGUACCGGUACUAGCUCAUGAUCCGGCCUUCACUGCAUAUGAUAAUGUCGCCCAACUGAAGGUAGUGAAGAAUUGUCUAUGGUUCACACUUGAGCCGCUCGUGACACGCAACGAUUUCUAUUGCUACGGUUUCUACAAGAGUCUCGUGGAACGUAUGAAGAAUCACAAGGAUGCACUAAACGAAACAGACGACGCCGUCAACUAUAAACUAUGGGCGGUGUGCGAUCUGGCCAUGUCAGUGAUAUGGUCGCGCUCUCAGAGCUUCGAGAUGCGCGAGUUCCCGUCGGACGCGCGUAUACCCACCAUGUAUUUUGCACCGCAGGGAGAAUACUUCGUCAAUACACGUGUAUUCUUACCACCGGAGUUACAGUUCCAACCUAAACGUCAAGCGACGGCAGUGGACCCGAAUCCGCGUUCAAAGAAACGUCCCAAACCUAUGCCCGAGAGAGAGAACACUAACGAUGUAGAGCCAUCCGAAGCUUCUGACACCCAAAUCCAGCUGCCCGGCUUAGAACAACCUCCAGAGACAGAACUCGAAGAGUCACAACCCAAAGGCAACGUCAGUGAGUGA